Myotis davidii is the source of this 1260-nucleotide messenger RNA. RefSeq names its product HSPB1-associated protein 1-like. The record is from RefSeq and is a predicted model, not a curated record. Gene Ontology annotation, molecular function: 2-oxoglutarate-dependent dioxygenase activity. NCBI's taxonomy places the organism in Eukaryota, Metazoa, Chordata, Mammalia, Chiroptera, Vespertilionidae. The transcript is spliced from 4 exons. The annotation marks the transcript as partial.
AGGAAACAAUGGCAUCGUCUUUCCCCCUAAGAUACUCCUUUCCUUUAUCCAACUAGAAUCCCUUAUGAAGAAUCUAGUGUGUUUAGUAAAGUCAAUGUUGUCAAUCCUGAUGUAAAGCGUUUUCCUCGGUUCCAGAAAGCUCGAAGACAUGUGGUUACACUGAGCCCAGGACAGGUUCUGUUUGUUCCCAGACACUGGUGGCAUUAUGUAGAAUCCGUUGAUCCUGUCACUGUCACUAUAAACUCGUGGAUUGAAUUGGAAGAGGACCACCAGGCUCGGGUAGAAGAGGCAAUCACCCGCAUGCUUGUGUGCGCCCUGAAAACUGCGGAGGACCCACACAGUACCAGGGCUUGGUUAAACCCAACAGAGGUUGAGGAAACGUCCCAUGAAGUCAAUUGUUGCUACUUAAAUAGAGCUGUUACUGCCUUUUUUGAUCAUUACAGAACAUCUAAGACAGUAGAAAUCCAAACACUCAGAACAAACGGAGAGCACAUGAAAAAGGAAGAAUUCAACGUGCACAACCUCAUGGAGGUAGAACAAACAGGCAGCCAGAACUUAACCUUGGGAACAGUAGGAGAGCAGGCAGCAUGUCCCUUUGGCCCUGAUCUGGUUCCCGUACUACCGAGUUCAGAAGAUCCACCCUCAGAAACAGGAGGCAUGUUUAAAAAUGAUGGUAAAGACUUUGUUGGCAAAGCUGGAGAGCACUUUGACAAAUUGCACUGUACCAAGAAGCAACAAAUGAUGAGUGGACGUGAGAAUGAAAUUGUGGAACACAUUGCUUCAAAUAGUACUAUGGCCCCUUCCCAAACUUUAAUUUCUACAGAUGACUUACUGGACUGCUUGGUGAAUCCACAAGUAACCAAGAUAGUGGCACAACUUUUGAUACAAGGAAGAAGUUUGUGAUUGUAAUAGAAAAUGACUUUUUAAAUAUUUUAAACAUUUUUAAAAUAGUGUGAUUUUUAAAUAAAAGAUGAAACAAUGAAAAGCAGUUUGCACAGGCUUGUAUAUGUAUUUGUUCUUACCUAGUUAAAUUUCAACCUCUUGCCACCUUCUUGCAAGCACAUUGCUCUUUGCCCAAACUGUCUCUUUGUUAUUUGUGAGGCCUUCUUUCUGAGCCCUUUUCUUUACUCUCCCUUCCCAUCUCCUCAGCCUAUUUCAAACGUAAGCCCCAAGUGUUCUCAACAGGAAAUAAUCUCUCCAUCAGCCUUAAGCAGGGGUCAGCCUGCUGCUUGUUUUGUAAUAAAGUUUUGUUGGAACACA